UCCGGCUCUUCCAUUGCCGGCGGAUGAGGCCAAGAUGGCGGCGGUGGCGGCGCUGCGGGCGCUGGAGAGGCUGUGCCGCGUCGCCCUCUUCCUCUCGCAGCUCUACGUCCUCUCCGGGCGGGGUUCACUGAGCUUAGAACACUCUCAUCCACAAGCUCAGCUGGCAAAGGUUGCAGUAGUACCUACAAGCACACACAUUCCAGUGUCUAAAGUAUCAGAUUUUAAUUCUUCAGAAGCCACAGCGACCCCAUCGUAUAUGACCCAAUGCCCUAGUAAUGGACUGUGCAGCCGACUGCCUCCAGGAUGUAUGGACUGUGAAACAAAUUGCUCCUGCAUCUAUGGCAAAACUGCCAUUUUUGAAUGUAAAGCCAGAUCCCAGGUCCACUGUGUUGAUGAGAAAAACAAUCGUCCAGAAACUUUCACAAUCAACAUGACUUGCCAGCUUUGCUGGCAGCUCCCUCCAUCAGAUUAUGUCUGUUCCAAUCCUACAAACUGCAAAACGGUCUCUUGUCCACGAGAACGAUAUAGUGCCAAUUGCACGGUGCGGGAUCAUAUUCAUUGUCUGGGUAACCGUACUUUUCCCAAGACUUAUUGUAACUGGACAGGAGGCUAUAAAUGGUCAACUGCCUUGGCUUUAAGCAUCACACUCGGCGGUUUUGGAGCUGAUCGUUUCUAUUUGGGCCAGUGGCGAGAAGGUCUGGGCAAACUCUUCAGUUUUGGAGUGGGAAUCUGGACUCUCAUAGAUGUACUGCUCAUAGGUGUUGGUUAUGUGGGCCCUGCCGACGGCUCACUUUACAUCUAACCAUCAAUGCAAGAAACGUCAGAGAUGGAUUGCACUUGGAAACACACAAACUGGACUUAAAAAAAUACACCUAGGAGCACUUGUUCCAUAUUUCACAUUAUUUAUGUACAGCAUCUGUACUUAGACUGCCUUUAACUUAAGGUGAAAUUAAUGAAUGGAUCAUUGGGUGAUGGGUUUUUUCUGGAGUUUCCUUUUGGCUUUUUAAAUGCACUUAAUUUUUUUUCUAUGAAAAAAGGUGUUUUAAGUUGUGCAGUUCUGUUUCUUAGACAGAUGUAGACUAAUUCACUACAUGUGUAGCAAGUUCCCUUUUUAUCAUCAAUUUUUAUUAAAUGUUUUCAACAUAAAAUACAAUAAAAGCCAAACUAAUCUAGAGGAGAGAAAUAAGAAAAAGGAAGAAAAUAAAGAAGAGGAGAAGAGAGAAAGUAUCUUUCUGCUACCCCCUGAGAAAUCCACGAGUAAAUCCAAUUUUACAUUUUCAUUUCCGAGAACGGUACAUGCAGUGUAUGUGUUAAUUUAACUUGAUACUUUGGCUCCUGCAGGACUGAAUGUUGCAUUAUUAUUGCUAGUUAACCUUAGAAGUUGAGUCUUCUAAUAUAAUGACUGUAAUAAAAUUUUCUUUCACCACA
This is a messenger RNA of Lacerta agilis (Sand lizard), 1428 nucleotides long. It is a transcript of the gene TM2D3, whose product is annotated as TM2 domain containing 3. NCBI's taxonomy places the organism in Eukaryota, Metazoa, Chordata, Lepidosauria, Squamata, Lacertidae. The record is from RefSeq and is a predicted model, not a curated record.